Spodoptera littoralis (African cotton leafworm) is the source of this 1278-nucleotide messenger RNA. NCBI's taxonomy places the organism in Eukaryota, Metazoa, Arthropoda, Insecta, Lepidoptera, Noctuidae. The record is from the annotation of a GenBank genome assembly.
GUAUGUAUAUGUUUGGCGUAUGUGCUCCUGUGUGGGUGGUACUUCCCAGUGAAUGAGCAAGUGGCGACAUUCCCAGGGAAAUGGCCACUCAUUGGUCAUGCGUACAAAUUCAUGUGUUCUGACAGUAAGUAUGAAAUCCCCGUGUGGAAACGUAGUCGAAGAGUUUUAGACCUUUGCUUCAAGCAGCACAUAUUGGACGACUACCUCCAACUGUUCAAUGAUCGCGCUGAGCGGUUUGUCGAGACACUUGCUGAUGACGUUGGUCAAGGUGAAGUGGACCUUAUCCAGAAAAUCACAAGGAGUGUUCUAGAAACUUCUUGGCUUAAAAUUGAUUUCAAAAUUAUUCCAGUUACUACUCUGGGAGUUAAUCUUGAUGGAAAAGAUGAAAUUAAUGAUAACUUCGCUAAAGCAAUAAACUGCUCUCUGGAUACUCUCUGUGACAGGGUCUACAAGCCUUGGUUCAUGUUUGACACUAUCUUCAACUAUUCCAAUCACAAGAAAAUUUUGGACAAGGCACUCGAAACCGUAUUCAAUUUUACUGGCAAAGUGAGUAUAUACAUUUACAAAGUCAAUGCCCUUUUCUACCCCCUAGGUGAUAAGGUUCAAAGCGUAUUAGACGUAAUUUUGGAAAACUCUGUCAAUGAAACCGAUAGCCUCUUCACUGAUGUCGAAUUGAGGAACUUUAUGGACACCGUGGUGGUAGGAGCCUUCGACACCACUAUCUACCAGAUGCUCUACGUAUUGAUCUGCAUUGGCAGCAGUUCCGAAGUACAAGACAAGAUUAUUCAAGAGAUGAAUGAAGUUUUGGGCAAAGACCAACGUCUUCUAAGGGAUAAUUUAUCUCAACUGGUGUAUUUAGAUGCAGUUGUUAAAGAAGCUGUCAGAUUAUAUCCAGUCGGAGCCGUUAUAGGUCGUGAUGUGAAAACAGCCACAAAGUUGCGUAACGUGACCAUUCCUGCAAACAGUUCUAUUAUUAUGCAUAUAUGGCAUAUAAAUAGAAACCCAAAAUACUGGGGUCCUGAUGCGAAGGAAUUUAGGCCUGAAAGAUGGUUGGAUUCCACAACUAUACCUAGCCAUCAAGCUGCAUUUGCUACGUUUGGGCCAGGAAAAAGAGGUUGUGUAGGUAAAUCAUAUGCGCUAAUGUAUUUGAAAGCAACCAUCGUAGCAUUACUGCGCAAGUACAAGCUCACUGCUGACCACACGAAAAUGAAAUUAGAAUGCAAAGUAAUGAACAAACCUUUAUCGGGACAUUUGAUUCAAAUUGACAAAAGACAUUAA